Molecule: messenger RNA, 1224 nt
Organism: Aureobasidium musti
Lineage: Eukaryota; Fungi; Ascomycota; Dothideomycetes; Dothideales; Saccotheciaceae
Source: the annotation of a GenBank genome assembly
AUGGCUGCGCUCAACCGUCCCCGCGUCUUCCUCGAGAUCAGCAUCGGGAACGAACCUGCAGGCCGCUUGACCAUCGAGCUCUUUGCUGAUCAGACUCCAAAGACAUGUGAGAAGUACGAAAUCCCUCGAGCUUCCUUCUUGUAUACACUUGCGCUGACUCUGACGACNAGCUUCCGCGCUCUCUGCGCAGGCUCGCACAAAAACCUCAGCUAUGCCCUCAGUCCCUUCCACCGCAUCAUUGACGAAUUCAUGGUACAAGGCGGAGACAUAACCCGCGGCGAUGGCACAGGCGGCGAUAGCAUCUACGGCGGCGACUUUGAAGACGAGAACCUAGGUUGGCGCGACAUGGAUGCUGCCGGUCUGGUGUGCAUGGCCAACCGUGGAAAGGCCACCAACAGCAGUCAAUUCUUCAUAACCCUCGACGAGUGCCCGCAUCUGAACAACAAACACACCAUAUUCGGUCGCUUGGUUGGAGGCGAAGACACUCUCGCUCGCAUGGCCAAGGUCCAGGUCGACAAGGAUGACAAACCCCUCGAGCCUGUUCUGAUCGCACGCUGUGGAGAACUUGAGCGCAGGAAGAAAGCUCCCGCCGCAUCGCCCGAACCAGCUAGCAAAGACAGAGGCCGACGGGACAGACGCGGAAGCUCUGCAUCACUCUCGCGCUCUCCCUCCCUGCGACCUAAGAGGAGUCAGCCAGUACGAAGACAGAGCGACCACGUAAUCGACGAGACUCUGCGCGGUAGAGUACGCGCAAGAUCCGACGACGAAGACGUAGAGUCGUCUGCAAAGAGCGUGCUGUCGAGUCAGAUUCACAGAGCCCAGACAGCAGGUACAAGCGGAAACGCAGCCCCAGUCCGUCGCGAGGAUACGAGAGGAAAAAGNGCCAGUCGCGAGUCGAGUCGAAGUCCGGUAGACUCACGUCGGCGAAGAAGAAGUCUGCCGAACCAGUACUACGAUCAUGAUGCGCCAAGCAGAUCGAAUGAUAAUGACCGCAGACGACACAGAGACAACGAUCGGUACCGACCUGGCAAUGCUAACAGGCAUUACGACAGAGACGGCGGAAGAAGAGGUGGAAGAAACUCAUACCGCCCACCAAGGCAGGAAGAAGGACGUUUGGGUGGAGAUUCAUACGGCAGCGCUGGCGCAGGAGCGGGUGAGGAGAGCACCGUCAAGUUCAAAGGCAGAGGCCAUAUGAAGUUCAGGGAACCGGAUAGGCGCUGGUAA